Cryptococcus deneoformans JEC21 is the source of this 3130-nucleotide messenger RNA. RefSeq names its product peptidase, putative. Gene Ontology annotation, biological process: proteolysis. The record is from RefSeq and is a predicted model, not a curated record. NCBI's taxonomy places the organism in Eukaryota, Fungi, Basidiomycota, Tremellomycetes, Tremellales, Cryptococcaceae. Gene Ontology annotation, molecular function: tripeptidyl-peptidase activity; serine-type endopeptidase activity. Gene Ontology annotation, cellular component: cell wall; cytosol; membrane. The transcript has 7 exons. Bases 75 to 2927 code for a protein of 950 amino acids.
CGGUAUUCCGCCGCCCACAUUCUUUAUUAGCCCUUCUUAUAAUACAUCGGGCGUAGGCGUUCUUUCCAUCCGUAAUGGUCGCCUUCCACGCGUCCUCCGCGCUCCUCUCCUUUGCCCUUCUUGCGCCUGGCUUUGCCAACGCCUUCAAUCUUGAUGAUAUCAAAAGGGGUUCCGACUCCGUCUUACCGGGGAGGUACAUUGUCGAAUUCGAUAGCGAUGCUCACCUCACCUCUGCCGGUCUAAAGAGAGCCGCUACACCCCAUGAAUACUUCUAUAAAGAACUUGAUGCUCGCUCGUCCUCUUAUACUGUCCACCAGGAAUACGAUUGUGACUUGUUCUACGGCGCGUCUCUCUCCAUUUCCUCUGAUGUUGAUCUUGAGAGCCUGCUCGACAUCGCUGGUGUCAUCGAUCUCCGGGCUGUUCAUUUACUCACCUUGCCCGCCGAGCCCCUUUCCAAGGAAAACACCCAAUGGUCCGCCAGUUCUCACUCUUCGUCAUCCAGCUCUGCAUCUGCCACUGCUUCAGCUGCUUCCACUUCGGCACCGUUCUCCAACCUCCCCCAGAUCCAGGCUGACGUUGUCCAAGCCUCUGGGAACAAGGGAAAAGGAAUCAAAAUCGGUAUCAUUGACGGUGGUGUGGACUAUACACGAGAACCUCUUGGUGGCUGUUUCGGGCCCGGCUGCAAGAUUGCGGGAGGUUAUGACUUUGUCGGUGAUGAUUACGAUGGAACUAAUGAUCCUGUGCCGGACAACGAUCCUUACGACAACUGUUAUUCCCACGGCACUUUUAUCUCUGGCAUCAUUGGUGCCAACGAGAAUGUCUACGGAGCCGUAGGUGUCGCCCCCGAGUCGAGCUUGUAUGUCUACAGGGUGUUUGGUUGCAACGGCGCGGCUUCGGAUGACAUUGUCCUUGCGGCGAUGCAAAAAGCGUAUGACGACGACAUGGAUGUCAUCAACCUCUCUCUUGGUGAACCCUCUGGAUGGACCGAGAGUACACUUAGCGUCUUUGCCUCCCGACUUGUUGCCAGAGGCACAAUUCUCACCAUCUCUGCUGGCAAUCAGGGGCAAGUCGGUGGCUUUUACUCUUACUCUCCUUCCGCGGGUAAGGGAGUCAUCAACGUUGGUUCCAGUGACAGCUCUAUCUAUCCUGCUCAUCUGGCCACUGUUUCCACCGGUUACGGCCCCAUUGCCUACUACAACUACAAAGCGUACAGCGACAAGACGUUGCCCCUCUACACUUUUGACUCGGACAUCUAUGGAUGUACCUUGCCAGACGAUGUUCCCGACUUGUCACCUUACCUCGUCGUCGUCCGUCGAGGUGGAUGUUCCUUGUCUGAAAAGGCUCAAAACGUCUACAACGCCGGUGGAACUGCCAUCUUCGUCGUCAAUGACGAGACUUCCCUUCCCAUCUAUCAAAAUUUCCCUCUUAUCGACUUUGCCCUCAUUAGCGACGAUGACGGUAACUACCUCCUCAAUCAGCUCAACACAUCCGCCAACACCACCGUCUCUUUUUCUUUCAACCCUAUCGCCCUGCCCAACAUAUGGACAGCCAAUACCACAUCUUACUUUUCAGAAAUUGGUCCUACCAACGAUUUGUACUUUGCUCCAUCUGUGCUCGCCCCUGGUACCAACGUUGUCGGUGUCACGCCUACGGCUUUUUACAACUGGACUAUCGCGGAUGGCACUUCCUAUUCUUCUGCCUAUGCUGCUGGAGCUGCCGCUCUCUACCUCGCCGCCAAAGGUACAAACAAUGUCAGCCCGAGCGACGUCUUGUCUGCGUUCGAAGUCACUGCUCAGCAACUUCCCGUCUCCGUCUCUGAUAGCUCUCUUGUGAGCGUCGCUGUCCAGGGUGCAGGCAGAGUGCAGCUCAGCGACGCUAUCUAUGCCGUCGCCGACAUUUCUCCUUCCGAAAUUACAUUGAACGACACGGCCAACUUUGAUAAAUUGCAUGUGCUGACAAUCAAGAACCCUGGUAAGAAGUGGGUAACGUACAAACUGUCUCACGAGCCUGCCGGUACCGCUUUGGCUUUCCAAUCCGGGCUUAAUCAGUCGAACGACCAGCCUUUGCCCCAAGUAUCCAACGCAGCAUCCGUCAACAUCUUCCCUUCCUCACUCACCCUCUGGCCUGGUCAGUCUCUCCUCACGACCGUCAAGUUCACCGCUCCUACUGGUCUUGACGCUCAGACCUUUCCCAUCUAUUCUGGAUUCAUCAAGGUCACCGGCGGUGGCAGCACUGUCAAGGUCCCUUAUAUGGGUGUCGCGGCCAACAUGAAAGACAUGCCCGUCCUCGACCCUACGGAUUGGUAUCUCGGCAUGAACUCGCCUGCUAUCGUCGAUGUGGAUGGCAACGUCCAACAAGGCCCGGCAACAUAUACGUUUAGCAACGUGAGCUACCCCUCGGUGCUUUACCGUCUUGCCGGAGGAACACCUUUGCUCGUGAUUGACUUGAUUGACGCAAAUGCCAACCUUACUUUUACUCCCGAUUACACCACUCGAAAGCGUUCCCCGACUUUUGAACAGGAAACGGAGAACGACGAGCGCCGCCGCUCACUUUCCGCUCGACGUCUUAAAUCUACCGGCGCAUCCUUUGCUGCUACCACGAAGAGCAAGGGUCUCCACUCUCUUUGGUGUCACUUGACACACUAUAAAGCUUCCGGGUGCUCAAAGACUGGCAGCACGUUCCAGCAGGUAUCUAUCAUUGGGAACUUGUAUGUGGGCGAGUACUUGCCGAGGAGCACGGAUAACGUUGAUGGCCAAGGAGGGGAUUACUCGACCUUUGAAUUGAGUUCAGCGACAUUCUCGAAUGGGACGACUAUUCCCAAUGGAGAUUACAAAUUCCUUAUGAGGGCGUUGCACAUCACGGGGGAUAACACGAACGAAUCAGAUUAUGAAUCUUGGGUUUCUCAAUCAUUCACCGUUGCCCAAUAAGCUCACCAUCUCUGCUUUUAUGUGUGUGUUCCUAGUGUUUCAAGGACAGUUAUUAUCCAUACCGAACGGACAUUUCCAAACCAAAGGCUGCCAUGUACGUAGUUCAGUAGUAUAAUACGCUUUGCUUUUCUUUUUCUUUUUUUCCUUCCUGGAAUCUUUGGACACUCGCGAUGAGAAGAAAAAUAGCGUCAUGAAACGAUGAA